Molecule: messenger RNA, 7123 nt
Organism: Engraulis encrasicolus (European anchovy)
Lineage: Eukaryota; Metazoa; Chordata; Actinopteri; Clupeiformes; Engraulidae
Gene: arhgef12b
Product: Rho guanine nucleotide exchange factor (GEF) 12b
Exons: 40
Coding region: 1490-5974 (1494 amino acids)
Biological process (GO): G protein-coupled receptor signaling pathway
Cellular component (GO): cytoplasm
Molecular function (GO): guanyl-nucleotide exchange factor activity; G protein-coupled receptor binding
Source: RefSeq, a predicted model, not a curated record
AUUUUUCGGCGGAGGGAUACCCCGUAGAGAGAAAUGUCGGCAAAGCGUAGGAAUCUGAGGAUGCAAUUUACUCAAAGUCAGGAAUUAUUUGGGGUUUAAAUAUUUUCUCAGCGGCAACAUAAUGGGCGCCGAAAAUUAGCUGCAGCGGUAAAGUAACCUUUCAUACGACAUAGUUUUUAUUUUUGCAAAUUGUUAUAGGCGUAUUUUCCACAGAGAGGACAAUACGACAAAAAAGUGCUGGAUUUGGGGAAAACAUGGAGACAAGGAGGGGAAGGACUCGACUAAAUGACUAAGCUUGAAGUUUUCAGCCAUCAAUGCAUUCACAAAUGUCUUGGAGUUAACAUGUAUUGGACAUCUAAGAUGAAUCGAUUAUUUUCUCUUUUACGGGAACAAAUGCGCCGUGAGCACGUUCACUAAAUCUGGACAUCAAAACCGCCUGCGAACAAACUCUACUGACUUGACAUCAAAGGAUUCGGAAGUUUUCUCCCGAAAAUCUCGGACUGAAGAGUUCUAGCUAGUUUGGAAUUCCGGUCGAUGGAAUUGCACUGACUGAAGAAUCACACACGGGUAACAUGUAAUAUUCUACCCCCUGGAACAAUCCAAAAGUUUAUCGCUCCGGAUAGCAAAGCGGCAAAGUGCUGUUUUGUUCAAUAUUUUCCAUCCUGUGUUCACCUCAAGAGGCCUGUGUUAGCCGAAAAGACCACGUACAGAUAGUAACGGAAGAUGUGCAAUUUACGUGUGGUUAGAAUGUUAAUGCUGGGAAAGUUCAACUUGUAGGCUUCAGCGGAUGCAGAACACUUUUCGGAAAUCUUAGACAUAACUCUUCAAACGUGUCUGGGAACGGCUGUAACUGGAAACUCUUUGAAAGAUGGGGGAUAUAUCUGUAGAGAAAUGUGGUCAUUGACACGAAGUAAUACCGAGUGACGUUUGGACAGCAAAAUAGCGUUCGAUCUUUUUGUAUGACAGACCAGAGUUCCAAUGAGACAAGAAUUAAGGUGAAGCUGUCAAGUAAGCUACAUUGUAGCUGGAAACACAAUUACAAAACGCACUGUUAGAGCUCUAUCUCUAGCAAAUAUUUCCACAGUUAGGGGAAGAGGGAUCAGUGCAGACCGUGUAAAAGGUUGUCUCUCGAGUGUCGUAUUUUUCAACCAAAAAAGCUUUUGGGGUAAUUUGGCAUUCCUUUGUAAUGUAGAUGGUCUGGCUUAAUUAGUUCUCCAUGUGCAAAAGUAUAGCAAUAGGCUACUGUACGCGGUAGCCUAACCAUCGUUUUCUUCCAGCAACAAUUUCCUGUCCUCCGAGAAGCCUCACAACAACCUACAUUUCUGGAACUGUUCGAAGUGGAAUAAGCUAUUGUUGACAGUAUUACAAUUUCUUUUGCAAACCCAACGGUUGGACAUCAAGGAGCAACAUCAUUUCCAACGCACGAAGGAGAUUGCACACAUUACAAUGAUAGUUGGAUAAAAGCUGAAGAACAUUAUACGAAAGCCCAAUGAGUGGCACACAGUCCACGAUAACUGACAGGUUUCCCAAAAAAACUAUCAGCAGGACAGGAAGCAUUCUCAGCAAGGACCAUCCCCCAGAUAAGAAGCCCAAGAGUGACAAGACAUCUGUCCCCUCCUCCAAUGAGUUUGAUCCCACAGGGCUUGUUCAGCGGUGUGUCAUCAUCCAGAGAGAUGAGAAUGGCUUUGGCCUGACUGUCAGUGGAGAUAACCCCGUCUUUGUGCAGCUCGUCAAAGAAGAUGGAGCUGCCAUGCGAGCUGGCGUUCAGACCGGGGACCGGAUCAUAAAGGUCAAUGGAACAUUAGUAACCCAUUCAAACCAUGUAGAAGUUGUAAAGCUAAUCAAAUCGGGCUCCUAUGUGGCCCUCACUGUGCUGGGUCGUCCCCCCGGGCUGCCCCAGAUCCCACUGUCGGAGGGCGAGGGAGACCUGUCCUCGCCGCACUCCCCCCUUCUGACCACAGGGGAGCGCUCCUCAGCCUCCUCUAGCCCCUCCGAGCGUCUGGCCUCCCCUCUGCCUGCCUGGGAGGAGAACAGCAUGGUGCACAACCAGAAGGUGGACAUCCUGCAGAGGAUGCUGACCAAGGAGCAGCAGGAGCUGCAGGCCAUGAACGAGGAGUACAACAGGAACCCCAACCCCAAACUACUGAAGGAGAUCAAGGACGCCAAGAAGCACAUUCCACAGCUACAGGGACAGCUCAGCAAGGCCACAGCACAGGAUGGUGGCGUAUCGCCUCAGCCGCCGGACUCUGAGCAGGAGGAGGUGGGGGGCGUGGAGAGGAGGACGCCCGUGUCCUGGCUGGGAGACUCCACCACCGACGGCUCCUCCUGGAACAACAGCACUGCACCUCCAGGAUCUCCGUGCCUGAACGCUGCCGUCUCAGACAGUCCCUGCCAAAGAGAGACCCCCUGCCACAGUCCAAAGAUCACGCCCCGAGGCAGCCUCAACUCCUGCCCCUCACCAGACACGGAGGACCUGCCAGAACUGCUGAGUCAGGAUUCCCAGUCCAGUGUGGGCAGCCCCAUGUCCCGCGUGGCCCCUCAGAUCAUCGGUGCUGAGGAUGAUGACUUUGGCACCGAGCAAGAACAGAUGAAUGGUCAGUGCAGCUGUUUCCAGAGCAUGGAGCUCCUGAAGUCUCGACCGGCCCACCUGGCAGCCUUCCUGCAUCACGUGGUCUCUCAGUUUGACCCCGCGCCCCUGCUGUGCUACCUCUACGCCGACCUGUACAAGCAGACCAACCCCAAAGAGACACGCCGGCUAUUCAUGGAGCUCCACACGUACUUCAUGGACCGAACAGCAAACCUGAAAGUAGCAGUGCCUGAAACGAUAUCAGCUGAACUUGAACGGAGGAGACCGGAGCUCCUGCCAGAGGACACACACAAGCAGUAUGUGCAGCAGCUGCAGGACACCCUCCUCACAGACAUCCAGAAGAACCUGGAGGACUUCAGGCAGAAGCGCAGCAUGGGUCUGACGCUGGCGGACGCGGAGCUGACGCGGCUGGACACGGAGACGGUGAGGAACCGCGUGGCUCUGGAGAGGGAGCGCUCCUGUGCCGAACACAUCAUCUCCAAGAUAGAGGAAGUGCUUUUGAUGCCCCAGCCCACAGAGGAGGAGAAGUGCAGUACGAUGCAGUACGUGAUCCUGACUUACAUGAAGCACCUGGGGGUGAAGGUGAAGGAGCCACGCAGCCUGGAGCCCAAACCCAACAAGCGCAUCAACUUCAACCUGCCCAAGAUCAAAGUGAAAGGCAUAAAGCCAGAGAAGGAGGGAGAGGAGAGGAAGAAGCCCAGAUUCCCGCCUUUCCUGGGCCCACCCCGGAGGCCCAGUCGCAUCGAUGCACCAUCAAUUGGCAAGGCGAUAGAGAUGAACAAGCAGCGUCCCCAGAAGCAGAACUCCCACCCGGCCACGAGCGUCUGCGAGCUGUCGGACUCCUCGUCCGCGGCGGGCUUGGGGCCGGGUUGUGGGGUCGGGGGUCGCUCCCGAGGCAGCCAGGCUAGCGACAGCUCUGACACGUCGCACAUCGGUGGAGUGGCCGCCUCGCCGCCGUACAGCGCGCCCGUAGGGCAGGGGUCUGACGCCAGCGGCCGCGACGCAGAGUCGGGCACCGCGCCCUUCUCUGCCCAGGCCAGGCUAGGGGACGUGGGGGAGCUUCAGGACGGCUCUACGCAGGGCCCUGGGGGCGUCCACUUCGACUUCAGCCACAGCGCCCUGGAACACCUGCAGGAGGAGGAGGCAGAGAGCGACCGGACCCUGGACGGAGGCACGCCCAAGCCAAACAGGAGGAUGGACCCUCUGGGCUCGGGCGAGGUGCAGAGUGAGGAUGACCAGGGCGCGGAGGCGGAGCUGGACCCCUCCAACUGGCAGAUGUCCGUCCCCCGAGAGAUCCUGCAGGGGCUCACCUCUCAGGAGAUCGAGCGCCAGGAAGUCAUUUACGAGUUAUUCUACACGGAGCGAACGCACCUGAGGAUGUUGCGGGUUCUGGAUCACGUGUUCUACCAGAAGCUGAACAGAGACGGCAUCCUCCCUCCAGGAGACAUCAAGCACAUCUUCACCAACCUGGAAGAGAUCGUCCAGCUACAUGCCUCCAUAACAGAACAGAUGGUGGCGAUACGGAAGAAGAAUGAGAACUCAGUCAUGGGCCUGAUUGGAGAUGAUCUGCUGACAUGGUUCAGCGGCUCAGCGGAGGAGAAGAUCAAGCAGGCGGUGGGCACCUUCUGCAGCAACCAGCCCUUCGCUCUGGAGCUCAUCAAGAGCAGGCAGAAGAAAGACCAGCGCUUCACCUCCUUCAUGCAGGAGGCUGAGAGCAACCAGCUGUGUCGGCGGCUCCAGCUGAAGGACAUUAUCCCCAUGGAGAUGCAGCGCUUCACCAAGUACCCCCUGCUGCUGGAGAACAUCGCCAAGAACACAGAGGACGUCGAGGAGAAGGAUAAAGUGAAGAAAGCUGGAGAAUGCUGUCGGAACAUCCUGAACCAUGUCAACCAGGCCGUGAAGGAGGCAGAGAACAAGCAGAGGCUGGAGGACUACCAGAGGAGACUGGACCUGUCCACACUGAAGCAGAGCGAGAACCCCAUGAUAUUAGAGUUUAAGAAUUUGGACUUGACCAAGAGGAAGUUGGUGCAUGAAGGGCCGCUGUCAUGGAAAGUCAACAAAGACAAGACGAUAGAGUUGUACACGUUGCUGCUGGAGGAUAUCCUGGUGCUGCUGCAGAGGCAGGACGAGCGGCUCAUCCUCAAGUGCCACAGCAAGAACCUGGCUGGCACCGCCGACACCAAGCACAUAUACAGCCCCAUUAUCAAGCUCAAUACCGUACUAGUGCGCUCCGUAGCCACAGACAACAAAUCCUUCUUCGUGCUGUCCAUGUCAGACAGUGGAGCUCAGAUCUAUGAGCUUAUGGCACAGAAUGUGUUUGAGCAGAGAACGUGGCAGCGGCUCAUCACCAAGAGGGCAGACUCCAUGAAGAUGAAGCAGCCCAACAUCAUACCUCUACCCCAGCCUGACAGUGAGCGGGAUACAGUGGAAAUGAUGAACUCCACUGGCGUCCAGAAGCUGAAUAAGGAGACAGACCGCAUCUCCACUGGCAGCAACCCUGGUGCCAUUGAGAAAGAGAUGGCAUCGCCGCCGGUGAUUCUGCGCACCCCUCCCCUCUCAACCAACCCGUUUGAUAGCAGCAAAUCUGAAGACGAGGAGGAAGAUGAGGGCUCGCUAACAGAGCGAGGGGAGGAAGAGAAUGCUUUCCUAGAAGCAGACUUGCAGGCUGACAAAGAGGUCUUCGCCAAGCCCGAGGUCUUUGCAAAGCCCGAGGCAAGUCCAGCUGCUGACAUGGAUGAGGAGGAGGUCAUUGCCUUUGGCUUUCCCGCCUCCAGGGCAGAGGAGGCCCUCAACACAUUGGCGUCGCUACGGCAGCUUCUCCUCACCCACAUGCUAUGUCCUGAGGAAGGGGGAGCUGGCCAGGCCAACCAGGCAGAGGGAGGAGGAGGAGGAGGAGGAGGAGGAGGAGAAGGAGACCGCACACCCACAGAAGCUUCAGCACUCACGCCGACACCCCCUUCCCCUCACCCUCCCUCUCCGCGGGCCCCUGAAGACUCUGGGGGGACGGGGCCAGGCCUAGGGCAAGGGCCGCCAACACCUACUGACAACAGCUCAGAGAGGACAGAGUCUGGUUCAGAGUUGCCGUCUGCCGACACGGCCCUCUUCGACAUGCCAGAUUACAGUAGUUACGUGGUGCUGGAGGGCUACGAAGGCUUCGAGGAGAGCAGCACUGAAGAGGACACGGUGAUCGACGUGACCAAGCUCCUGUCGUCCUCGUCCUCGCAGGCCAGCGGGGGCCCCAAUCUCAGCCGGCAGGUCAUGACCUACAUUCGCCUCCUGCAGGCCAACCUGCAACACCUCAAGGAUGUAGAGAUUAAGUAUUGCCAACUUCGCCAAAGGCUCUCCGAGGCAGCUACUGACACAGUGGAAAACAAAGACAAAAGUUAGUGAUAGGUGGAGUUGCCUCUCUGCUCUUAAGCUGGACAGUCUAAACCCAUGGGAGUCAAGGGUUGCGUAGUGGACAAACACGCAAUCGCACUCACACACAUGGACAGCCCACACUCCCCAAGCGUGCCCUCACACCCCCAACCAUCGCCUUGUGUUAAUCAAGCUGAAACGGACCAGAGGCAGGUGGCCCAGGCAGUCAGACCCCCGGGGGGGUGUACGGGACAUGGCUUCCCUAGCUUGCCAACAAAGGCUUCACAAACAGAGGAUGCCAUCUAUAACAUGCACAACCACGCGACAUGACACGACCCACUCAGAACAGAGUUACCCAGCUCAGUCUCUACUUUCUCAAGACAUCUAUCUUUAGGGGUUGUAUUUAUUGGAAUUGGUGUGGAUGUUGAGUUGAGUUUUCCCUGAUGCCUACGCUCACACGUCACGGGUGAUUUCAGAAGACUUCCACCUCCCUCCCUGCUCUGCUUGACCCAGCUGUACUGCCAUUCCGGGAGAGAACUGCUACACUCCAUGGUCUUAUCUGCCCGUCUUGACAUUCCUUAGGACUGUUUAAUGUGCUGGUCUCUCUUUCUCUCUCCCUUUUACUUUCUCUCUCUCUCUCUCUCUCUCUCUCUCUCUCUCUCUCUCUCUCUCUCUCUCUCUCUCUCUCUCUCUCUCUCUCUCUCUCUCUCUCUCUCUCUCUCUCAUCUUUAACUCACACCUUAUCUCUAAAAGGUGUAGAGAUUUGCAACAAAGCCUCUGUGGACGUCAAAGGGAAAUCUUCAAUUUGUGAAUUCAUUAAUGACACGAAGACGACUGGUUAGGGGGCCAAAUCAAAGAAACAAAAUGCUGAAUGACGCUGUCCCAUAUUUCAUAUUGAACUAAGAGAGAGGGGGGGGAGAAAAAAAACGUGAUCGAGGGUUGAAUUUUGUUUUUAAAUUGCGACCUCAAUUGUGUUUUUAUCACGUCUUGAUAUAAUUGGAGAUCUCCUUUUAGUAGGCUGUCCUUUAUAAGGACUACAUAACACGUUAAUAAGCACGGUGUUAACACACUCAUGAGCAUAAUGUUAACAUGCUUUUCUACAUACCCUCAUGCAUGCUUCACUGUAUGUGUGGUUGACUGAAUAUGCCAUAAUCGACAUGACAUUUUCUUGAAUGUUAA